CAGCAAAAUCCAGAUGGAACGACAGGUAUUAUACUAAAUUGUGCAAGGGAAUAUAUCAACCUACUUGCAAUCCGAGGCCAUUAACGCAUGACAAGCGAGAUUCCCCGGAUUUUCGAACAGUUGGAUCUGCCGAUAUCGUGCUCACCAACAAAUACUGUUGCCAAAUCAACGAAUGUUCGAGUUUUCAUCAAAAAGAAGACGGCACUUUUUACAAACAAACCUACGAAGCUUCGGUUAGAAAAGGAUAAGAAAAAAUUGGAACUGUACAGUUGAUGCGCAGAGAUGAGUAGUUUCUACAGGUAAGACUAAGCUUAGCAUUCGAGGCUCAGAUGGUUACAAGUACUACUAG
Rhizopus microsporus ATCC 52813 is the source of this 349-nucleotide messenger RNA. RefSeq lists its product as uncharacterized. The record is from RefSeq and is a predicted model, not a curated record. The transcript has a single exon. Bases 88 to 273 code for a protein of 61 amino acids. Lineage: Eukaryota; Fungi; Mucoromycota; Mucoromycetes; Mucorales; Rhizopodaceae.